This is a messenger RNA of Oryctolagus cuniculus (rabbit), 5644 nucleotides long. NCBI's taxonomy places the organism in Eukaryota, Metazoa, Chordata, Mammalia, Lagomorpha, Leporidae. The record is from RefSeq and is a predicted model, not a curated record.
GGGCGCUGCCUGGUGACUCCGGCCUAGGCCCAUCUCUCCAGGAGUCAGGGACACCUGCUUCUCCCAGACAGCCAGUAAUUUGCCUGAGGUCACACAGCUAACCAGCUGUUGGACUCCAAAGCCUGUGCUGUCACCCCAGCUGCGGGACAGACACCAGGUGGGGGGGGGGACACCAGACCUUGCUCCAGCAGGCAAAGUGCUUCAGGCUGGAAGGGGGACCAGGGGAACAUGACUGUGUCCUGGGGGAGGGGGCGAGGACUGGGAGAAGGGGCUGGCCAGGGUAGGGUAGGUCCCUGGAGACACAGGGGACAGCCCAGGGGUCCCACCUAGCGGGAGGCAGGAGAGGAAGCCGUAGGGGGAGGAAGCGGCUGGCCGUGGCCGGAGCGUCUGUCCCGGGAGGUCUCCCUUCCUUCCUCCCAGCAGUAAUGGCCACUGCUGGGCUCCGGGCUGUGGCUGAGGGGGUGGUGCUGGGUGCCAUGGUUACAUCGAUCCUGCCUGCCACAUCCUCCCCCCGGCUCCAGCCCUGACUUGGCUCCAAAUCUCCCCACAGGGGCGGGGGUGGGGGGCAGCGGCCACUUCGCACUGCCUGGCUGCUUACAGCCGGAGUGCUGUGUGUGGACCCCGGCGGGGCGGGGGGAGGGCUACUCCCGGUCAGAUGGCGGCAGACCUGCGGGGCCUGCUUCUUCACUCCCAGACCCCUGCUCCUUGCCUGGAUCCCUCCGGUUUUACCCCUGCCGCCUGCUAGGACCGUGGCCUCAUCCCAGGAGGGUCCCAGGCUGGUGACGGCAGGACCGGCGCCUGUUCUUCCCUGGUCUGUCUUGGUUUGUCCUUUCUGGUCCCACUCCUAGAUGUUGGUGCCUCAGGCUCUGCCCUUGGCUCUCUGCUCUUCACAGCUGCAUGAGGGCAUCUCCAUCUGGCUCUCUGGCUGCACUGCAGGGCUCCAGACACCCGUGUGUGUGUGUGUGUGUGUGUGUCUCAGGGAGCAGAAGGGUUAACAGCCUCUGCUCUUCCUCUUCCUGCCCCAGGAGCACCUUGGAGCCUGUCCCCCUCCCCCGGCCACCGCAGGGUUGCAGGGUUGCAGGUUUUCCCGGCCCCACAACGUGCUCUUUUUGGGUUUGGAUCUUUGCCUGACGGCUCUGCAUCGCCACGUGGGACGAGGCUGGGGGCCGAAGGACAGCCCCCUCCUUCCUCCCUUCACACCUGCCCUCACUCAGUCCCCCGGGUCUGAGGCGUCUCCCUGACUCCAAGUACCUGGCGGUCUGCUCCUGUUAGGCUCCUCCCUGGGACCUGGGGCUGGAUGAUUUGUCCGCUGGCCUCUGUUACCCUCCUAGAGUUCAGCCUGGAUCAUGGGAUUUCCUCGCUGGAAACGCCCCUUCCAAAGGCGUGAAGUCCUGCGCCUUGGCACAGCAUGCCCCGCCCUUUUGCAGCCCCUUGCUGUCUGCUCCACCUCCCUCUCUGCCUCCUACAUGGGGCAGGCCGGUGCAGAGGCUGUCCCUCUGAUGCCUGGGCGGUCCCAGCCUCUUGGUGCGCUUGUAGGUGGGCACACAAAAGGUACAGCCACGAGGGGAGCCAGUUUCAUGCAGACGGGGAUGUCCCAGCAUGCACUGGGACCACUUCAUUGAAGUCCACGUCUGCUGCUUGGGCAGGCCUCCCUCCUCUGCGGGAAGUGGCCUCACUCUGGGACAGUGGAUGGGAUGUUGGACCAGGGUAGAGCUCUGGGCUCAGGGCAGCUUUCCCGGGGCCUCUGUUCUGCCUGCCCGUUGAGUCGCCAUGGACCAGCAGCCCAGAGCAGAUGCCCAGGACGCCAGAACCAGGCAGGGACCAAGGACCUCUGGCCCUUAAGGACCCAGAGAGGCAGAGGACAGGCUGGGGACAAGCCGGGAGCCAGGCCGUCGGGCCCCAUGGAUGGCUGGGCAGAGGCCAGCUCUGCACCUGGGAGUGUGGGGCCAGUUGGCGCAGGGUUUCUUUGGGCAGGCCUCUGUUGGCCUCAGCACACCACUAGCUCUCCCUGGGUGCAGGCUGGGCGCUCGCCGCCGGGGAUCUGUGCUCACCUCCUCACUGAGGCUGGGGUGCCCGUGCUGUGCAAAGCUGCCUCCUGUGCCCUGAGUUCCCGAGGGGUCGGCUGACAUCAGAGCAGCGAGCAGGGGGGACCGUGGGGGUGUGAGGAUGCAGGCGUGGCUCCCAGCAGCCUGUGCUGCUCCCCCUUCCCGGGCAGGCAAGUUCAAGCUCCUGGAGCAGGCCCGGGAUGUGCGUGAGCCAGUGAGGUACUUCAGCAGCGUGGAGGAGGUGGCCAGCGUCUUCCCGGACCGCAUCUUUGUGAUGGAAGCCAUCACCUUCAGCGUCAAGGUGGUGUCUGGCGAGUUCAGCGAGGACAGCGAGGUGUACAACUUCACGCUGCACGCGGGCGACGAGCUCACCCUCAUGGGCCAGGCGGAGAUUCUGUGCGCCAAGAGCACCAAGGAGCGCUCGCGCUUCACCACGCUCCUGCGCAGGCUGGGCCGGGCCGGGGCGCUGGCGGGCGUGGGCAGCAGCGGUGGUGGUGGCGCGGGGACACGGCCCAUCAAAGGCAAGAUGCCCUGCCUCAUCUGCAUGAACCAUCGCACCAACGAGAGCCUGAGCCUGCCCUUCCAGUGCCAGGGCCGUUUCAGCACGCGCAGCCCCCUGGAGCUGCAGAUGCAGGAGGGCGAGCACACGGUGCGCGCCAUUAUCGAGCGCGUGCGGCUGCCGGUGAACGUGCUGGUGCCCAGCCGGCCGCCGCGCAACCCCUACGACCUUCACCCGGUGCGCGAGGGCCACUGCUACAAGCUGGUCAGCAUCAUCUCCAAGACCGUGGUGCUGGGGCUGGCGCUGCGCCGCGAAGGCCCGGCGCCGCUGCACUUCCUGCUGCUGACCGACACGCCGCGCUUCGCGCUGCCGCAGGGCCUGCUGGCGGGGGACCCGCGCGUCGAGCGCCUGGUGCGCGACAGCGCCUCCUACUGCCGCGAGCGCUUCGACCCGGACGAGUACUCCACGGCCGUGCGCGAGGCGCCCGCCGAGCUCGCCGACGACUGCGCCAGCCCGCGCCGCGCGCGCCUCUGCCUGCCCGCGCCCCCGCGCACGUCUCUGCCCGCUCGCGUCCCCGGUCCGCCCGCGCCCGCCGGCGAUGGGGACCAGGAGUACGUGAGCCCGGACUGGGCUGGCGCGCCCGCGCCUGCGCCCGAGCCCACCGCGGCGCCCGCCGAGAUCCCCUACGAGGAGCUGUGGGCGCACCAGGCGCCGCCCGGGCCCGACCUCAUCUCCUUCGGAGCCUCCGGGCAGCCGCGUCGGGAGCUCGAGACGCCGCCGCCUGUGCCUCCCAAGUCCGAGGCGGUGAAGGAGGAGUGCCGCCUGCUCAAUGCCCCACCUGUGCCUCCCCGCGGUGGCAGCGGCAGCGGCCACCUCUCGGGCAGCCCCCCGGUGCCCCCUCGCUUCCCCAAGCUGCAGCCCAGCCAUUCACCCAGCUCCAGCCUCUCCUUCUACUCUGCUGGCGUCCAGGAUGGGGCGGGUUCCCGCAGUGGCAGUGGCUCUCCGUCGCCGGACGCCUACUCCCUGUAUUGCUACCCGUGCACCUGGGGAGACUGCAAGGUGGGCGAGACCUCUAGCCGCCCGCCCCCAGGGCCCCUGCCCUCCACCACACAGCCCAGCCAGGCCUCCCGGACCCCAGCGGAGCCGCUGAGCAGCCGAGCUGCCUCCCUCUUGGGGGCGGAUGCCACCGGCAAGAGCUUCCAUGGCUGCCCGCCUCUCUUCAAGCCCGCUCAUCCCCAGAAACGCUUUGCUCCGUUUGGAGCUCUCAACCCAUUCUCGGGUCCUCCCUACCCCUCGGGCCCUUCAGCGGCCGCCUCUUCCGGGCCGCCCACCACCUCCUUGGGCCCCCUGGCUACCUCCAGCACUGCCUAUUCUCCAGGCCCAGUCUCCCCAGGCCAGGCCUAUGCAGCUGCUCCGCCCCCCUCCUGCCCCACCUCCUCCUCCUCCUCUGAGUGGCAGGAGCCCCCCCUGGAGCCUGUGGAUCCCUUUGAGCUGGGGCAGGGCAGUUCUCCAGAGCCCGAGCUGCUGCGCUGUGCGGAGCCCCGGGCAGCGGGGGCUCCCGGGCCUGGACCCUGCCUCUCACCACUCGGCGCCCUCAAGGCCUUCGAGCCUGAAGGGUUGGUGCUGCGGCAGGCCCCCACCCCGCUGUCACCUGCCACUACUCUGCCGGGGCCCGAGGCAGGGGGAGCCCGGCUCUUUCUCGGCCAAGGGCGCCCGGGCAGUCCCCGGGAUGGAGCCGUGGCCUUGGGAAGCCGGGACGCCUCCUCGUGGCAGCCCCCCGCCGACCUGUCCGCGCUCUCCCUGGAGGAGGUGUCUCGCAGCCUGCGGUUCAUCGGGCUCUCGGAGGACGUGGUGAGCUUCUUCGCCCGGGAGCGCAUUGAUGGGAGCAUCUUUGUGCAGCUCAGCGAGGACAUCCUGGCGGACGACUUCCACCUCACCAAGCUGCAGGUCAAGAAGGUCAUGCAGUUCAUCAAGGGCUGGCGGCCCAAGAUCUGAACCGGCCGCCGUGGCCGCACAGCCUGGGCGCGCCUGUGCCAAGACUGCGUGACCCAGGGGCCUCCCUGCCUCGAGUGUGCAGAAUACGUGGGCAGGGGACGGGAAGCGCUGGGCAUUGGCUCUGAUGCCCACAGGGGCUCCCCUUCCCACGCCCACACAGGCCUCCUCCGCGGCCUUGCACUUCUCUAGCACCAUAGGUUCGGGUUAGACAGGGAGGAGGACCGUGCAUUAGGUUAAGCACAAAUCCCCCAAGUGCCCUCUCUCCCUUGUGCUCUGAUGGCAUCUGGUCUAAAAGUGCCCCCGAGUCAGGGCUGCUGAUUUCUGUCUCUCUGGGACCCUCCCCAUGCCCUGCAGCCCUGCCUCGAUUUAAGUGCCUGGGCCUGAGUGCAGGUGACUUAAGUCCAAGCCUGUGCCAUGGUGCCGGGAGCCUCCACCUCUGGUUCUGGCUCUGCGAUGGGACAGCUCUGGAAGAGCACAGCUCUGGCGCAGGCCUGUCUAGCCAGGGAGACCUCUGUAGCUCCCCGGAUUCUGCACAGACCUCACUGCACCCCUCCGCCCAUCCCUGUCUCCAGAGACUGCCCCAGCAAGAGCAGGUCCAUUUCAAGUCUAGAACUGACAGGUGGCCAGUCGCCCCCACUCGUACUGGUCUCCUGCCCGCUGUUGUUUGACUCCCCUGGUUUUCUGGCACUGGCACAGCAGGGUAUGGUUGGGACAGGAAGUUCGGUGGCUUGGGUGAACCCUGCCUCUCCCCUCCUCCUCUGGAGCUCAGUCCUGUACUGGGUCGCACGCAUUGGGGCGGGUCAUUGUGCCCUUGAAUCGCAGGCAUGGUGACCUGCUUGGCACCCAGCGCUGCUCCCUGUGCACAAGCCCCACACCGUGCACACACCAGCUGCUGCUCGUGCCGAGCGCCAGGGCCCAGAGCUCCCUGCCUCCUCCUCGGGCCUCCCUAGUCUUCCUAGAUAUUUAUUUCCUUCAGUUUUAAGCCACGCAGGUGCCCAUGCCCCAUGCAGGCGGUGGUGAAGGGAGAUGGGGCAUGGGAGCUGGUUUUCUUGCAGACUGUUCAAUGAAUCCUCAAGGACUAGUCAAAUAAAUGCCAGCCUGCUGA